AUGUCGCAUCGGGUGGCGAAGGCCGUUGGGUCACUGCCCCUUGCGCUGCUACGAUUCUUGAGGCAUCUCCUGCAAAGUCGCAGAUGGAAACUGCUGACAUGCUCCAUCUUGCUGACCCUGUGGUGGCGCCGCUUUCAUCGGCCCGGUCACUUCCGAUCGGCCCUGUUGGCUGCCGAUUUUCGCAUGGAGCGGAAGAAAAGCUCCAAGGAAGCUAAGAAAGCUCCAGCCAGUGUGGCUGAAAGUCGGUGUGCAGAGCUUACCGAGGCCAUUUUCUGUGCUUUCAGAGAAGCAAAAGAUAGCCCUGAGACCAGUCUGGUCGCACAGAUGCGGACGGGCAAGGAGUGUCAGCUGCAGUGUUUGGCACCGGAUCAUUUUCGACGGCUGCGAAGCCUCUGGAAUUUGCAAGAGAAUCUCUAUUGGGCCAGCCUAGCUGAAGAGUUGCGGGGUGGAAGCCCGGAGUCCAGUGGAAAGAGUGGAAGCCUGUUUUGGGUCUCGCAGAAUCGUUUGUUGGUCCUGAAAACUGUGGAACGUUUGGAGAUGAAAACCCUGCUGCAAUGCCUUCCGCGCUAUGAACAGCACUUCACCACCAAUCGCAACAGCUUGCUUUGCCGUUUCUUUGGUGCGUAUGAAGUGCAGCUGGGUCGCCGGAGGGUUCAACUGGUGGUGAUGAACAAUGCUUUCCCAUACACACUGCAGCCUGAUGUGGUCUAUGAUUUGAAGGGUACCACUGAAGAUAGGUGGGUCAGCCCCCGUCCAGGCGUUGUAUUGAAGGACUUGAAUUUUGCGGACAAGAUCAUUGGAAUCCCAGAUUUGAAGCAGAAAGCAGCCUUGCUGCAAGCAGUCAAGAGAGACUCCCAAUUUCUGCGUGGUUUGCGCGUGAUGGAUUACUCCUUGUGUUUGGGGGUGCACUACUGCGACGGGAGUUAUCCUGACCUUGAUUGCAUCACGUCGGAUGAAGGCAUUUCCUCGUGCUUGGCAGUGCUCAAAGGCUAUGAGCCCAAGUACCAGUGCACCUUAUUGAGAACGGACGCUGCUGAAAAGGUGGUGUAUUUCAUUGCGAUCAUUGACAUCCUCCAGCAGUUCACCCUGCGCAAGGCCAUCGCCCACACCAUCAAGUCUUUGAGCCUCGGAUGGCUUCACGAAAUUGAUACUGCGCCACCUGCCUACUAUGCCCGUCGCUUCAAGACAUCCUUUAGUGGCAAGGUGCAGUCCUUUCGUGAACCCGAGGACCGUGUGACCCGAUUUGCCCGACGCUUGCGCUUGGGCAUCGACAGUGGGACAAUCCCAUGUCCCACAUUUAUCAACCCAUCCAUCAACACAGACUCCUGGGAUGUGACAUUGGAUGAAGCCGUUGAUUUCGCGGUGAGAUGUGGGGGGCACCUCACAGUGGCUCGGCAGGGUUUUUUGCGGAGUCGGAUGGAGGAGGUGGAAGCCUUUCUGGACAUGGAUCGACACGCCUUGAUCUUCCAAGAGAUGGCCCGAAGCUUCGGAGGAAACCGUCGUCCAACCAGUUCAGUGGCCUGCUACAAGAUUCGACGCGUCUAUUUGACCAUCGUUUGUCACAGGCCACGAGAUUUGUAUUGCAUGUCUUGUGGGUCACACAUCAAAAUGGAAGCUGAGCCCAACGAGUCCCGGGGCUUUAUUGUGGAAGCCGACGGCGAGGCCUUGAGAUUCACGGCCCCCAGCCGGCGCCAAGCCGUUUUGUGGGCCACUGCGCUGGAGGUGGCGGCGGGUUACGUCGAAGCCAAUGUGGAAGACACGCGCGAAGCCAGGGCGGUGAGUUCCACAGAUGGUGAAGUGAAUGGGAUGGAUGGGACGGGUUUCCUGUCCCGCAGUGCGUCAGAAUCCCGAGCAGCAGUGCUGGGCUCCUUGGACGACUUCUUCGAGGCCGCGGGGCUUCAGCCUGUCUUGGCCGCCUCGCGCCACGCACGCCUGGGAUUGCUGGAGCCAUAUUUGUUGGGUCCUGAGGCCGAGAGACGGUGGCAGAAGCGGCGCUUGAAAUGGAUCUUCGGCUUCAUCGAUGCCGAUGGCACGGGCUCGCUGCCGGUGCACCACAUCAACCUGCUGUGGCAUGAGCUGAACAUCAAUCCACAGGAAGGGCAACAUGUCCUGUCCGCUGUUCUGCGGCAGGAGAAACAAGGACGUCGGGCAGGUGGAGGCCGACAGAUUGGAGGUGGACGCGUGGUGAACCUGCAAGACUGGGCCAAGAUGUUGACAUUGGUGGAUGAUAAGCAUGUGAAGGCAGUCUAUCGUGCAGUGCGCAUGGACCUCUGUGACUGGCAACGCUCCGCCUCGAUUGGGAGUAACAAUGAUGAGGAGUUAGCACUCAGCAACAAGUUCGGGCAGGAGCACAUCGGAGUGGACAGCUUAGCUCGCUUCUUCACGCAUGUGCAGCGAGUCUGGCCCCCACCAUCUCUCCAACAGGUGCAACGUUUGCUGUUGCGCCUGCCAACGCCGUUGGCGAAGGAGCAGAGUUUGUCCCUUGAGGCCUUCGCUCAGCUGCUGUGCUCUCCGGGGAAUGCCCUGGCAGAUCCGGCCAAGAGGUCGUUGUUCCAAGACAUGACGCAGCCACUCUUCGCCUAUUUUGUCGAUACCUCCCACAACACCUACCUGGAAGGCAAUCAACUGAGCAGCCGCUCCAGCGUCCUCCGCUACGUGGAGGUCCUACGCGCGGGCUGCCGCUCGGUGGAGGUGGAUGUUUGGGACGGCGCUGAUGGGGAACCCGUGGUGAAGCAUGGCUAUACCGUGACCACCGAGAUCCUGUUCCAGGAUGUGAUCCAAGCGAUAGCGGAUCACGCCUUUGUGGCCUCGGAGUACCCGGUGAUCAUUUCCAUUGAGCAGCACUGCUGCGCCCUGCAACGCGUGCGACAGGCGCAGAUCAUGUCGGAAGUGCUGGGGGAUCAGCUGUUGAGGGCAAUCACUAAAUCGGAUUUUUCGGGAGCGAAGCACAUCAAGGAUGAACAGCGGCAACAAAUUGAUCCGUCCCACUGGUUCGAUCUUUCUCCCUGGUCCGCCCGGCAUCGCUUCCUUGUGAAAUCAUCCCUGGGAUGUUGCGAACGCUGCCGGCGGCCCUUGCCGGUGUAUGACCGAUGCGUGGCACUUCCCACGCGCAAGUUGUUGCAGAAAUUGGUGGAGAGAGAGGUCAUUGAUGGUGAUGGCUCACCUGCAGCUUCACCCCGUUCACCCACCUCGCAUGAAGCUGUUUAUCCCUGGUUUGUGGCGUCAGGAACUGCAGCUAAGGUGCAGAAGUUGGAGAAGAGCAUUGGUCAAGAUCUCCUUUGUUCUUGGACAUCUGAACACUUGUCCAGAGUCUAUCCCGAAGGUACCCGCAUCAGCUCCGGCAAUGUGGAUCCCAUUCCCAUGUGGCUUUCGGGUGUCCAGAUGGUAGCCUUGAACUACCAAACUUCUGAUACAGGUCUCUUGCUGAAUCAGGGACUCUUCCGACACUACAAUGGCAGUUGUGGCUAUGUUCUGAAGCCAUCAUUCAUCCCCAGCAUUCGAAGUGCCACCAAACUCUGGCUGCGGAUUUGUUGUGGCCAUCGGCUACCACGUCCCGAUGAACCCGGAACAGCUGAGGUGAGUUCUCCCAUGGUCUCAGUGGCAUUGCACCCUGGGGGCCAGGUCUCACAGACCCCUGCCGUCCAGCAGGACGGCUACCACCCAGUCUUCAACCAUUCAGUGGUGCUGGAGAUUUCGGACAGCGCCUUGCAUAUCCUGACUUUUGAAGUCUUCGAUAAAGGAAGAGCCAUGGCGAGCAGCGCCCUGAAUCUUGACGCGGUCAGAGAGGGCUAUCGUUGGUUGGCCCUGCAGAAUCCCCAGGGUCAUAGCAUCCCUCGGUGCGGUUUGCUGGUGAAAGUUCAAUUUCUGGAAGCUUCCAAAGCUGGAGCUUUGGCAAGCAAAGUCUUGAACCAGGACAUGACCUGGGAUACGCUUCAAAUGUCUAUCCGGGUCGAAAAUUUGGUGCCAGCCUUGAAACCGGAUGGCCAGGUGCAGUUCCUUCGUGCUCAGGAAGUCGUAUGGGUGCCUCCAUCGUUUGUGGAGAUACUCCCGGCGGACUUCCUGACGUCGUGGCUCGGUUGUGCCCCAAUUGCGGCAGAUCAGAUCGGCAAAGCGGUUUGGCAUCCACUUUGGCUCUCCCUGCGUCAGAUUGAUGCAAGAAUGCUGGAGCUGCGAAGAAAGCAACUGGAGUCGGCCCUACGGAUCCAAGAGAAGCCGGCGGCGAUGGCGGUGAAGUUACUGGCGGCGCUGGGACUUUGGGCCAGCCCCAUGGAGUGUGCCAACGGCGUGCCGGCUUCGACUCCAACCACGGUUGGUCCAAGGCCUAAGGGUCAAGUUCAACCGGGUGCUCUUCAGGCAACUACCCGUGAUGCCGGGCGAGAGGCUUGGGUGCCUCGACUGCCAAUGGUGCAGACCUGGCCAGUCUUUUGGACCGCACGGCAGGAAGUCGUGGCCGCUUCCUCUGUCCACUGGCCAGAUGAAAGCUGGUCGCAGCUGUCACCUGCAGUGCGAGACAUUUUGGAAGGAAGCCUAGCUGGUGAAAGACGGCAGGCGCUUCACGCGGAUUUGCUGCCGCUGACUCUGGGAGGCCCAGCAGCCUUUGGAACCGCUUUGCCUGAAAUCGAGGGGGCCACCGAAAGAGAGGUUCGCGCUGCGCGCGGUUGUUUGCAGUUCGCCAAGCGACAGAUGCCCCAAACCGCGAUCGCCGUGCAGGAUGCCAUCUCGCGGAAGAUGCAGCAGUGGCAGCUGGAGAGUGUGAAAGGUUUGAGUCCCUCCACAGCACAGCAGGUGGUGGCGCUAAGCCAUUGGGCCAUGGAAAGCAACAACUGGACCGUCAUCACUCAUGCCUUGGCUGGUGAUACUGAGCCUCAGCUGCUGCCCAUUGCCGAAGUGCACAUGCGCUCGGAGGACCUUGCGAGUCUGGAGAAGCUCAGCGGCGUCAAGCUGCCGUAUGUCAGCGCGCUGUACUCGGCGGCCUCGCAGGAUGGUGGGAAAUGGGAGGCUUUCUGGCAGCGAUGCGGCCUCAGGCCGAAACGGGUCUAG
Molecule: messenger RNA, 5040 nt
Organism: Cladocopium goreaui
Lineage: Eukaryota; Dinophyceae; Suessiales; Symbiodiniaceae
Source: the annotation of a GenBank genome assembly